AUGGCGGGGAAUAAAGUAAAGACGAUCUCUUGUCUUUGUCUCCUUCAGGUGUGUCUCACCGAGUGCGAAGCCAACGUCUCCCCAGCCUUCUCCUGGGACUUCUGUCGUAAGGUGCUGUCAUCGCCACUUUCCUCCCUCACCGGUAUCGUGCGUAAGAGAUCUCAGGAGGAGGUGGAGGCCCUGUUCCCUGAGGAAGAGGAGGAGCAGGUGGCAGGAGAUCUGUGGCUGCCCUUUGCACUGCAGAGGUACGAUCACGUGACCCGGGCGCUCGGGGUGGACGAGAGGGAUCUGGGUGGCAAGGGCCGUCAGCUGAACACUGCCUACAAUUCCCAGAAUGCCCUGUCUCUGGAGGAUGAGUAUGAGGAGGAGGCAGGGCAGGAAGAAGGGGCUGCUGACAUGUUAGCGAGAGGACAGGGCGAUGUAGGGCUGAGUGUCUCCAAGAGGUUCGGCGGCUUUGUCAAAGGGAGGCACGGCUACAGGAAGCUGAUGUCUCCCGGGAGAUCGUACCAGAAGAGGUAUGGCGGCUUCAUCGGCAUUCGGAAGUCAGCCCGCAAGUGGAACAACCAAAAACGUUUCAGCGAGUUCCUGAAGCAGUAUCUGGGGAUGAGCACGAAGGCCACUGAGUUCAACAGCGUGUCCGAGGACCUCACCCAACAGAAUGAAGUUUAACUCCUCACUGACAUCAAACUGUUUCCUGAUGUGCAACGUAUCUUAAUGCAACGGUUCGUACCAUCAUACCAA
Messenger RNA from Cottoperca gobio, 741 nucleotides. RefSeq names its product prepronociceptin a (gene pnoca). Gene Ontology annotation, molecular function: opioid receptor binding. Gene Ontology annotation, biological process: neuropeptide signaling pathway; chemical synaptic transmission; sensory perception. Bases 1 to 669 code for a protein of 222 amino acids. NCBI's taxonomy places the organism in Eukaryota, Metazoa, Chordata, Actinopteri, Perciformes, Bovichtidae. The record is from RefSeq and is a predicted model, not a curated record. Gene Ontology annotation, cellular component: axon terminus; plasma membrane; dendrite. The transcript is spliced from 2 exons.